AGUAUCAGACUACAAGUUGCCAUCUCGAGCAAAGAUGAAGGGCAGCGCUGAUGGAGAAACUGCAGGCCCAUCACAAUGUUGGGAAAUCGUUCACAUUCCUGGAAAACCUCCGAUUUCUCCUGAGCUCCAGCCUACAGUGGAUGUACUUGCUUCUGCAAUUGAUGCUAAGCAUGCAAAUACUAUAGUCAGAAAACUAAAUCAUAUAGCACCCUUGGAAGGCCUCCGCCAUGUGAAGCGCGUAAAAAAGACUGUUGUUGAUGGUGGAAAGAGUCAAUUAUUUGUGAUUAUAUGCAUGGAUUCUGGAAGUAAUGCUGAGUCGAACUAUAUGCCGGAGGAUGUGCAGGGACUUAUGAAUACGUACCAGUUGAGUACUUUCACCACAAAAGUAUGCAAAUAUGCUGCAACAACAAAAGAAGAAUGGGAAGAACAAUGCAAGUUGUGGCCAACUUCCUUCCAUCCACCUACUUUCAAUAUUGAUGGCAUAACUGGAUUUACCGAGGAGGAUUCAUUAUCAGUUCUCAACUUUAUGAAACAUGCAGUUCGUAUGGCAAAAUCUGGCGCUUCGCUUGUCAAUGCUGCUGUUAUAGUGGAUCCUUUAUCGGGAGAAAUUAUUGCUAGCUCGUGCGAUGAGGUCUUAUACCCUGGUGCUCCAACUAAAGGUAGUAGCAAGGAGUCAUGCUGUUCUAAAUAUCGUGAAACAACCAUCCAGGGUGAUGCUAAUGAGAUGGAAAAAAGUUUAAUAUCCAAUGAAGCAAAGCAAUCUUAUAUGGAAGUCUCUUGUUUACAUCCUUGGGGAUGGCUUGAGCAGCGAUUGCAUUCAAAUUUGGAUUCUUGGCAUCCUUUACGUCAUGCAGCCAUAGUGGCAAUUGAAGCUUCUGCUGCAAGAGACAGGCAUCUUUUUCCUACGAACGUGCGAGGUGCAGAUCCUGCUCAUGAAGAUCCCAAAGUGCUAACCCCAACAGGCUCUCCCUUAAAAAGACAAAAGGUAAAGAACGACGAGAGAUUGGAUUGCAACACGAAUGGUUCCAAAUAUGACUCAACAAGACCUUAUCUGUGUACUGGCUACGACAUCUACUUUGUGUGGGAGCCGUGUGCUAUGUGUUCAAUGGCAAUUGUGCAUCAGAGAAUCAGGCGAGUGUUUUACGCCUUCCCAAACCCAAACGACGGCGCCUUGGGAAGCGUCCACAGAUUGCAAGGAGAGAGAAGCUUGAAUCAUCACUAUGCUGUUUUCAGAGUCAUGCUGCCUAAAGAGAUUCUUGAUUGAUGCAAUAGCCCAACAUUUUUCCCUAGAUUCAGUUAGAUUACCAGUUGAGAUAGUUUAACUUAGCAUAUCUAUCCCUUGAAUUCUUGAUCAAGGAGUGAAAACAGAAUCUCUUCUUACUCCUUGUCUUUUUUUUUUUCUUUUUUUUUCUUUUUUUUUUGACAAAUACUCCUUGUUGAAAUUACUAUGGCUUGUUGAAAUUUUUGCAGUUUUAUUUUACCAACAAGUUUGUUUGGAUUUAA
Molecule: messenger RNA, 1503 nt
Organism: Salvia miltiorrhiza (redroot sage)
Lineage: Eukaryota; Viridiplantae; Streptophyta; Magnoliopsida; Lamiales; Lamiaceae
Product: tRNA-specific adenosine deaminase TAD3
Exons: 9
Coding region: 35-1264 (409 amino acids)
Biological process (GO): tRNA wobble adenosine to inosine editing
Cellular component (GO): cytoplasm; nucleus
Molecular function (GO): tRNA-specific adenosine-34 deaminase activity
Source: RefSeq, a predicted model, not a curated record